CUAUGAGCCAAACUCCAUUUAGCCUCAUAAAUUAUGUUAAUGACUGAAAUACCCUUUUCUAACAGCUUAGUACACCUAGUUCGCCCGGGCUUUUGGGGUCCAAUUCCAAAAGAAUUCAGUUUACAUUCACGGGGUGAGAAACAGAGAAGGAGAUGAACAUGUUGAAACUCUGGGACUCGAACAGUGGUUACUUUCGUAGUAUGUGGUUUCAGGGGUCAUUGGAGGAUCUUUGGCGGGAAAACGGGCGUGGUGGUUGGGCUACUCUUUUUGCUUUGAUUUUGAUAUUGGUUUGGCACUGGUGCAAGAGGUUCUCCUUUAGAUCUUCAGGUUCCAAUCCCACCACCACUAUUUCUGGUGCUAGGAGUCAUCCCCAAUACAGAAUCUUGGAGAUUGUCUCAGAUGCCGAUUUAAAGUUUUUAAUCGAAAAUUUGGAUCAGAAGCUAAAUGAGAAUGAGAAGUGGGAACAUGUCAUAGACAAAAGAAAUCAUUUUCUAUCUUACAAUGCUAAAUGCUGCAAGAAGCCUAAGAAUGGUCCCCUAAAAUACGAGAGUGUGACAGUAUUUGAGAACUGUUCGCCUGAGAUGUUAAGAGACUUCUACAUGGACAAUGAUUAUAGAAAGCAAUGGGACAAGACCCUGGUUGAGCAUGAACAGCUGCAGGUGGAUAACACCAACGGCGUUGAAAUUGGUCGCACAAUAAAAAAGUUUCCACUCUUGACACCCAGAGAAUAUGUAUUAGCUUGGAGAUUAUGGGAGGGGGAAGAUAAAGCGUUCUACUGUUUUACUAAGGAAUGUGAACAUCCUUCUGCCCCGCGACAGAAGAAGUAUGUACGAGUUGUGUUUUUCAGAUCAGGUUGGCGAAUCAGGAAAGUACCUGGUCAAAAUGCAUGUGAGAUCAAAAUGUUUUACCAAGAAGAUGCUGGUUUGAAUGUCGAGAUGGCAAAGCUGGCUUUUGCUAAGGGGAUAUGGAGCUAUGUGUGUAAGAUGGAUACUGCACUACGCAAAUACUCUGUGAUCAGCCAUCCUCAAUCAAGUUCAGCUGUCACUGCAGUCACUUUAAUUCAGAAGAUUCCCCCUGGAUUCGAUACCAUGAAUGGCAUUAAGUCUUCAACAAUCAGUGUAGUGACUAGUAAAGCUAAAGAGAGGAAGUUCCCAAGAAGACCAUCGACGAAAUUGCUAGCGAAUGGUCUGCUUCUAGUUGGGGGUGCAUUCUGCCUAUCUCGGGGUCACUCUAGCCUGGGUGCUAAAGUUGCCAUGGCCUACAUCUUGACAAAGCUGAGUAAGCGUAGUGCUGCAUCAGACCAAAGCAGGGAAAGUUGAGGGACAUGAAAUUGAUGCAUCAGAACUGAUUUUGGACAACCUUGUAAGAAUAAGGAGAAACAUAGAAGUAACCCAAAAAAAAUAGAGGAAGAGGUUUGAAAGAGGGGAGGGCUAUAUAAAACGAUUUUUUAUGAGUGGUUUGUUUCAAGAUGUGUAAAUAUAAUCAGUACACUCUUGUUACGAAUUCAUCUGUAAAUCUUAAUGAUGUGAAGAGGAUUCAAAAGUAGUGUUCUAAUUCAUUUUCUUUGGAGAAGCAUGAAAUGGAGUUUUAAUUCAUUUUC
Molecule: messenger RNA, 1600 nt
Organism: Corylus avellana
Lineage: Eukaryota; Viridiplantae; Streptophyta; Magnoliopsida; Fagales; Betulaceae
Molecular function (GO): lipid binding
Source: RefSeq, a predicted model, not a curated record